AUCCACAGCAGUGUGUAAGAGCGGUCUCAUGUUGAUACAAAAUUCUUCUUGAUGCAGAUAAAUUUUGUUAUGAUACGAAAUUGAGGAAAAACAUUGUAAUAAUAAUAAUAUUUAUCAGAGACUUGAAUGAGCCUGCGUAAUGUUACUAAAAAACUAUACAAUACGUGUAAAAUGAACAUAAAACAAGGUAGCAUCCCUUGUUUACGUGCGGAAUUGAAUCUUGGUCUGACGUUGCACGGUGGUCAAAGUUUUAGAUGGACAGAUUGUGACAGUGGCUACAGAGGUAUCUUUAAUGGAUAUCUUUGGACUUUGUCUCAAAAUGAUACCCAUUUAUUGUAUACUGUACAAGGACAAUUAAAGGAUUCUGUAAAUUAUGACAAUAUUUUAUUUGAAUAUUUUAGAUUAUCAAUAUCCUUACAGGAACAUUAUAAAAAAUGGGUGGAAGUAGAUGCACAUUUUCAGAAGCAUUUAAAUGAAAAUAAUGCUAUACGAAUUCUGAAGCAAGAUGUUGUAGAGAAUUUAUUUUCAUUUAUAUGUAGCUCUAAUAAUAAUAUAUCAAGGAUAUCAAGCAUGGUUGAAAAAAUGUGUUUGUUAUUUGGUCAGAAAAUAUGCUCAAUUGAAAAUAAAGAAUAUUAUGAUUUUCCGACAAUAGAAACUUUGAAGGAGAAAAAUGUGGAAAAUAUAUUAAAAAGAGAAAAAUUUGGAUAUCGUGCUGCAUAUAUAGUCAAUGCAGCAAAAUGUUUAUCUACAUUAGGUGGAAAAAGUUGGCUUUCAGAUCUACAAAGGGAAAAUAAUUCUUAUCUUAUCGCUAAAGAACAACUAAUGACUCUGCCAGGAAUUGGUCCCAAAGUUGCUGAUUGCAUAUGUUUAAUGUCAUUAGACCACUUAGAUGCUAUACCCGUAGAUACUCAUAUUUUCCAAAUUGCACAAGCAAAUUACUUGCCACAUUUAAAAAAGCAGAAAACGGUUACGCCAAAAAUCCAUGCUGAAGUUAGCAAUUAUUUACGAGAAUUAUGGGGUCCAUUAGCUGGAUGGGCACAAGCUAUUGUAUUUUCUGCAAAAAUUAAUACUAAACCGAAAUCAACUGGAAAGCGAAAAUGUGAAAACAGCAAAAAUCAAAAUUUAAUAGAAGCAAAAAUUCGUAAAGAAGUGUAAAUAUAUUAUCGUUAUGGAGUAAUAGCGUUAAUUUUCAUAAAUAUAUAGAUCAUGCAAAAUAUUUUAUCUAGAUACUGCUGAAAAAUUGUGUGGACCAGAGUGGACCUUUUUAACAAUCAUUUGAUGUAAUUUAUAAGUUUUAAAAAUAAAUAAUAUACUGUA
This is a messenger RNA of Linepithema humile (Argentine ant), 1317 nucleotides long. It is a transcript of the gene Ogg1, whose product is annotated as 8-oxoguanine DNA glycosylase. Gene Ontology annotation, biological process: base-excision repair, AP site formation; nucleotide-excision repair; base-excision repair. NCBI's taxonomy places the organism in Eukaryota, Metazoa, Arthropoda, Insecta, Hymenoptera, Formicidae. Gene Ontology annotation, cellular component: nucleus. Gene Ontology annotation, molecular function: 8-oxo-7,8-dihydroguanine DNA N-glycosylase activity; damaged DNA binding. The record is from RefSeq and is a predicted model, not a curated record.